GUCAUGGAGGAACCUUGUGAGACACGUAACAAUGGUGAAGCCUCUCAAAUACCUAAAUAUCGUAACUAUAACCAGCACAGCUCCAGAGUCUCCUCGCCCUGGUUGGAUCUGAGAAUGUUCUACGUCAGAAUAAGCAAUUUCAUGGUGGAAGAUUCAACCCCUGAUGUCCUCACCAUCGAUCACAUUCCUCUGGAUCCAGAUACGCUUUUAUAGAUAAAUUAGGUGUAGAAUAAGCAUUGACUCAGAAGGGCGUUCUUCACAUCUUAGGAGUGAAGAAGCUACUUAUGUUAGCACAGGCAAUAUCAGCAGGUUAAAUGAUAGCGUAAAGUUUGAGGUUGAUGACAAAAGCGAGCUAGUCUUGUCUUGAACUCUUGAGAUGUCUGAUGGUAAUGGGUUCACUGCAGGGUCUGGUUUCUUAAAAGGGAAGAGCGAAAAAGGUCAAGAGUUAUUGCCAACUAUAGCGGUCUAUGUCACUGGUUGCUUCUCAGGAACACCCAUCAUCUUAACCAAGACUCUACAUCUUGGAUCAAGAAAGAAGAAAGUAGAAGAAUGGCACUGGAUUCAAUACCGGAGUAUGAAACUGCCGAGCCUCAGAAAAACACUUCCUCUAAGCUCCAUUUUCAGGUAACUUUCAAGAUAUAGCAUGAUACUGGUAGGAAUUAGAGUCUUAUAGUAAAAAUACAAAGAGAGUUAUCGCAUAGAUGCCAGUAUGAGAAUUAACUAGCAAAGCUAAUCCUUCAAAGUAUGUAUGAUCGGUGUCCUUAAGUUAUCGUUCUUUUGUGUGUGUGUGUGUGUAGGCAAGAGAAUACGCAAAUUACAAAGAGGAAUAUGAAGGAGAUAUGUACUGGUAAAGUGACCAGUGCUUGGAUGGGGAGAUGUCAUGGUUCAAUGCAGGUGUAAGGGUUAGUGUUGGGAUUGGACUUGGUGUAAGGGUUGGUGUUGGGAUCGGUGUGGGUCUUCUCGCUCGUACUUAUCAAUCAACUACGAGAAACUUCAGGAGGAGGCUUCUCUAGAUUAAAUAGUAUAUAUGCAUUUGCAGAUUUUUUAUCUUAAAACUUUGAAAGAAUCCUUAUAAAUAAUUUUAGUUGUUUGUAUUCUAGGUGUGAUUGUGAAUCAAACGGGUGGGAUUGUGAAUCAUGUUGAUAUCUGUUUCGAUGUAAAUAAGCGAUUGAGAGUUUAGCUUUUGUAUUCAGAAUUUGGCUGAUGAGGAAAGAUUAAAUUGGUCUACAUAUCCUAAUUCACUGACUUGGUGUUUUGAAAAAAAAUAAUGAGAUUGUUGAAAUCUCGUUAAUCCAGUAGUUUAAAUAAAAAUUCAUUAAUGUUUUUAUAUUUGAAAGUUUGAGUUUAGAAGAAAACAAAUUAUGCAUAAAACACAAAUGAAUAUGGACUACUCAUUUUAUUGAUUAAAAUAUUGAUAUAGGAAAAUAUAAGAUUCAAGAUGAAGCUAAUCAGUCUAGUUGAUCUUGAAGUUUCUAUCUUUUAUCAAGAAUUGUCUCACGAUGAAUUUUCUCACAAGCGUAUUUCAAAACGCUUUGAACCGUGAUAAUUGAUAAUUAUAGAGCAUGUUAAGAAAAUUAAACGGUUUGAUGGUUCAUCUUUCAAACAAGACGGCGUUGAUUAUUGACCUUAAGCUAUCAGAAACUCGCCAUUGGUUGAUUUAUAUAUACUUGGACGACAACUGUUUACGACGUACACCACCAAAACUUGUCCUAUGACAUAUAUCUCACAAAUUCUUUUAAAUCUUGAGAGUUUGGUUUGCUUUGUUUAGCGAGGAUCAAGUUUCGAUCAGCAAGAAAAGCAACGUCAUGAGGAGCAACACCAACUAUUCCUUGUCGACUCUUCUCUCACCUCUACUUAUGCUCAUGCUUGCUUCAAAAGUUGUCACUCUUUCGGGCUUGUGCCAAUCCGAAUCAUGUGGAGGUAUUAAGAUUCAGUACCCAUUUGGAAUCCAAGAACGUUGCUAUCUCAAUGAAUGGUACAAAGUCGAAUGCCGAAACUCUACUAUCCCCUUCCUUUCCAAGAUGGGCAGAGAAGUUGUGAAUAUCUCAUUUGAAGGUGAUGAAGAUGGUGGUUACUAUAGUUACCGUCAGUCAUUCGGAUCGAUUCGUGUCAAGAGCCAAAUAACAUCAUUUGGAUGUUCCAGAAAUGGACAAGAGUCUAAACCGGUUCUGAAUUUGACGGACAGCCCAUUUUUCUUUGGGAGAGGGAACAGCCUUGUAGCUGUUGGUUGCAACAGCAAGGCGUCAUUAACUAACAUCGAGCCGGCUAAGUUGGAGUGCGAGUUGAACUGCACUGCGACGUUACCUACAAAAAGCGUCCCGUUUUUAGACAACACCGGGUGUUCUAGCAACGCUUUGUCUUAUGCUUACCGUCCUCAGGUUUGUGCAAAUAACCAACGGGAAGAAGAAAGAAGCUGUAAUGGUAAUGGAUGUUGUCGUGCAAGUUUACCGGAUGACGCUGAGGCUCAACAGGUGAUCGGUGUUAGGAUAGAGAGCUUUGAUCAGGGAAACUCUACAACUGGAGGAUGCAGGGUCGCUUUCUUAACCGAUGAAGUCUACAUGUCUUCCAAUGCAACUGAACCCCAAAGCUUUUCCGCCAAGGGGUAUUCUACAGUUACAAUAAGAUGGGUCGUUAAGACGACUAAUCUUUCCUUCUUGAACUCCUUAAACUGCAUAGACUCAGAAGAGUACGAUAGUUUACCAUAUAAAACUCAACAAAGAAGAGCCUGUAUAUGCAACAAUAUCACCAUUUCUGGGAGCAACUAUGCAAACUGUGCAUGCAACCGAGGUUAUACAGGCAACCCAUACCUCUUAAACGGAUGCCAAGAUGUUAAUGAAUGCCUUCUAAGCUAUGGAGAGGGCCGAUACACAUGCCAAAAAAGCCAUACUUGCGUAAAUGAGCCUGGAAGUGUUGAUUGUGUUGAAAAGAAGACUGUGGCGAUACUGAUAGGAGUAGGUUCAGGUUUUGGCAUCUUAGUCCUAGUAAGUGGAGUUUGGUGGUUGAGAAAAUUUCUUAAGAAGAGAAGGAUCACUCAGAAGAAAAGGAAGUGUUUCAAACGUAACGGGGGACUAUUAUUGCAACAACAACUAAACACAAGAGAAAGUAACGUCGAGAAAACAAAAAUAUUCACCUCGAGAGAGCUUGAAAAAGCCACAGAAAACUUCAGCGAAAACAGGAUACUCGGACAGGGUGGUCAAGGCACUGUGUACAAGGGCAUGCUUGUAGAUGGCAGAACGGUUGCUGUCAAGAAAUCCAAAGCGGUGGAUGAAGACAAACUAGAAGAGUUCAUCAACGAGGUUGUCAUUCUCUCCCAGGUUAACCAUAGACAUGUCGUCAAGCUCUUGGGAUGUUGCCUUGAGACAGAAGUUCCCGUUCUGGUUUACGAGUUUAUCCCCAACGGUAACCUUUUCCAGCAUAUCCAUGAAGAAUCUGAUGAUUACACAAUGAUAUGGGGCGUGCGUCUACGCAUUGCUGUUGAUAUAGCAGGAGCUCUUUCGUAUCUACAUUCUGCUGCGUCUUCUCCAAUAUAUCAUCGGGAUGUCAAGUCAACUAACAUAUUACUAGACGAGAAGUAUCGAGCCAAGGUGUCAGAUUUUGGUACUUCAAGAACAGUAACGGUAGAUCAAACUCACUGGACAACACUUGUUUCAGGUACAGUGGGAUACAUGGAUCCAGAGUACUACGGAUCCAGCCAAUAUACCGAUAAGAGUGAUGUUUAUAGCUUUGGGGUCGUCCUCGUUGAGCUUAUCACAGGAGAGAAGCCUGUGCUAACGCUUUCUAAUACUCAAGAAAUAAAAGGCUUGGCGGAUCAUUUCAGAGCUGCCAUGAAGGAGGACAAAUUCUUUGAUAUUAUGGAUGCUCGAAUAAGAGAUGCAUGUAAACCGGAACAAGUGAUGGCAGUGGCAAAUCUAGCAAGGAGAUGUUUGAAUUCAAAGGGAAAGAAGCGGCCAUAUAUGAGAGAAGUGUUUGCCGAGUUAGAGAAGAUAUCUUCAUCUCAAGAGGUGAAGACGGAAAAUGACAAUGGUGAUGAUGAGGAGGAAGAAGAAGGAAUGGAUAUGAUAGUCAUGGCUGACUCGUGGACCAUUGGUAUUACAGGUCCAGCCUCUAGUACUGUUGCUUCGUCUUCCUCGUUGGAUGUUGAACCCUUGCUUAAAACACAUGGUCCCGUCCCUUAAAAUGAAAAUAUUCAUUUCCCUAGCUCUUAAGUGAAUAUAAGAUAUGCAAAACCAAACACUUGGUGUGUAUGUGAUUCUUGUUAUUUACUUUCAUGUGUUGAUAAAGGAAUUUUAAAGCCAUUCGUUGAUUUUUGUUUCCCUUCUUGGCCUUUUGAAUAUGAACUCAAAUCGUUUGAGUUGAAGCGAUCUUUCUACAUGUUGAACACAACCUACAAGGCUACUAACUCAUACUUAAAAGCUUUUCAUAUCUACCCAAACUCCAGAAUUUUACAGCUCUAUGAUAUUUCCACUUUAAGGCAUCCAAGGUCUUGGCCAUCAAGUCUAUAAGCUUCAAUUAGUCACUUUGUUAAGAGAAUCAAGAAGUCAAAAAGAUCUGACUGAACUCGAAUAUAAAGAGAUAAACAUACCAAUAUCAGGCUACAGUUAGUUAUCUUAAGCAGAUGGCAGAUAAAGAGAUCCUCUUUUUUAAAUUUCUCGUGCACAUUAAAUCAAACGAAAAUGGCGGUUAAAACGUUCGCGCGUGAUUUGAUCAUUAAUCAAACGUUAUUUUGUGCACACAUUUAUUUUGAUUUUCAUAUGCAAGAAUAUAUUUCUGCUAUUCUCGUGGGCUUUCGUCCUAGCAACUCGAAGACGGUUAGGCUGGGCCGAGGUAGACUCAUCGUGUUCUAUUAGUAUUAGAACAAUUCAACGGACGAUAAUGUCAAGGAUUCAAAGCAGAUAAUUUGACUUUGUAGUCGGUUUAGAUGCGAGAUUAGAGAUCAUGAACUUGUAACCAAUUUACUCAGUGAUUAGUUAUAAUCCAGUUGUCGAGACAUUAAGUAUUGGCGAAUGACUCAGAGAUGCUAAAUGUAGCAAAAGACAGACAUUCAACACGACAUCAAUUUCAGACCGCCCGUCUGCUAUUCUCAUCACUGUCGAUUCUUCACAACUCUCUUACUCAUAAAUUCACAGGAAUUUUGAUUUUCCAAAAUAGGCCAUCAGGAAAAAAAAUAUAAGCAAUAUUAAUUUAAUUACUGAAAUCUUGAUUGAUAAACUCAAAUGAACCUCUAAUAUCGGAUUUAUUAACAAAGAAAGGAUGUGAAAACAAUGGAAAGAAAAAGUUUUUGGUUAUGGCAUCAGAUAAUAAAUAGAGAUUGGUUGUCAACACUGGUAAAUCUGUGUGUAGAAUAAGAUAAAAUACUCAUCACUUGCCAUUGGAAACCCGUAAUUUCUCUAUUCACGUUAUAAAAAGACAGAAAGAUUGAAAACCAGAACAAACAAAAGCAAAACAAACACUUUCGAAUAAGUUGAUCAAAGAACAGCAACCGAGCUUUGGUCUUCUUAAAAAAGAGUAUAUAUAGCGAGGAGCUGACAACCCUACCUAGGGUUUAGUGUUUAAACGGGCUGGUCUUUAUUAUAAUUUCUUAUUGGGCUCUUAAGCCGAAAAGCCUCAGUCCGAUUUGGCAAAUAAUUUUGAUACACAUAUUAAUUUACGCCCAAAAAAAUAUCCAUAUUGCUAAACCACUCGAAAUUAAAAAAAAUUAUGUGUAAAUAAAGUUUAAAAUGACGAGAAAUAGAUAUAUUCGAAAUACCCAAAGAAAACAGACAGCAAUCAAAAAUGUAAAAAUCAAAUUCAUCUACAAAGAUGGAAUGAUAUACAUUGCCUUUUGCGUAUAUCUGGAUGCAUUCAAUUUUUCCGUAUUUUUCUCUUGCAUUCGUUUUACUUUUCUUAAGAUUACGUUUAUUUUGGAUUUGUAACUUGUUCGUUAUCUCCGGCUCUGUAAAAAUGUGUGGAUACAUAUGAUGGAUCACAAAGACUUAAGACACAAGUUUACUGCAAUUUUCUUUUCAUAUCAUUUACUCACAAUACAUCAAUGUCUAUAAAUACAGAAGAAGACAAAAUAACUACCCAUUAUUAUUGCACGUCACUAGUGGAAAGAUACACGUCACUAGUGGAAAGACAAUUCCAUUAACUUAGGAACAAUUAUAAUAUCACGUCUUCUUACUCCAAACCAUUGGUUUACUUUGGUUAACCAUUUGUCCCCAAAGUUCAUACCAAUCUUAGAGAACAGCUUCUCCAUGAUCCUAACUUUUCCACGAUCAAAUGGCCGUUUUCUAUUGAUAACAUCUUGGUAUGCUAGAGACCAGACCACCUUCACACAACUACAAAGCAUAUGUGAUGAAAAUCGUAACCUCCACUGUAAGAAACGAGAUCGAGGUAGACGACCAUGUUCUGGAGGUUUUGUAGACCUAAUUUCAGUUCUUGGCUUAGACGAUCGUCUAUGCCUUCUUUGUUUUCUGGUCUGAGCAGAGAGAUGUUGACGUCUAACCAGAACCGGUCGAGCUUGUUGAUGUUUCCGUGAUGACGUUGCAGAUCCUUUGAGUGGUGAAGUCGCAUGUCGACUUGAUUCCUCAUGAACCUGCGUAUUCGUUGCGACCUUCACAAUAUGUUUAGCCGGUUGGGAUGAUCUCUUCACCCUUCUCACCGUCUUUGCCAUCUCCAUCUCCUUCUUCCACGUCCUCAUCUCCGUCUUAGCCGGUUGAGAUGCAAUAUCACCAUUGGCUCUUCCAUCACGAGUGUUCAUCUUUGUCUUCCACGUCUCCAUCUUCUGACGCCAAGUUGAUGCGUGAUCCUUCCAGUAUUGCGCCAUCUUAUUCAGCUCUUCACGUAUCUCAUCAUGCAUUUUGUUGAGGAGAUUGAUCUUGAAUUCUUCAAUGCCCUCUCGUGUGCUUCCCAUUUCUUAUAUAACAAGGCUUUUUUUUUUUUUUUUGGAUAAAGAAGUUUUGAUACCACAAAUUGUGGUCCAAAUCA
Molecule: messenger RNA, 6966 nt
Organism: Brassica rapa (field mustard)
Lineage: Eukaryota; Viridiplantae; Streptophyta; Magnoliopsida; Brassicales; Brassicaceae
Product: putative wall-associated receptor kinase-like 11
Biological process (GO): protein phosphorylation; cell surface receptor signaling pathway
Cellular component (GO): plasma membrane
Molecular function (GO): protein serine/threonine kinase activity; polysaccharide binding; ATP binding
Source: RefSeq, a predicted model, not a curated record